AUGGUAUGCAAAGCUGUACACUUUUGGAAUUUGAGAGAUUUAGUGGGCGCUGCCAUUGCUUACUGCUUGCUUUGUGCAGCAACUAUUGCUUAUACAGCAACAAAAAUUCUGAGCUUUUUUGGAUUAUCCUUACCAUGCCCUUGUAAUGGGCUGUUUUUCACCACCCCCAACAAAAAUUACUGCUUGCAAAGGGUUUUAGUUGAUUACCCCACUAAAUCAAUUUCCAGUAUUCAACUCUCUGUUAAGCGAAAAUUCCCUUUCAAUGAUUCCUUAUGGAGUAAGAAUCACUGUACUAGUAAUGUUAAUGAUAAUGCUAUGAAUAGUUCAGUAUCAGAUGCUAGGAGGUUAGGGAAUGUAGUUAGGAGGGAGUUGAAUGCAAGGGGUGAGAAGUAUGAUGUGAAGGGAAAGGGGGUUCUGAGUUAUAGGCCAAGAAGUGGGAUGUACCGGAGUCGAAAAGGGGGUAUUGACCAUGGAAAUUAUUCGCCGGUUUCUUUGUAUGAUACUUCUCUGUAUAGAGGAGUUCAGGGUGGUGUUCUGCAGUCUCCUUCUGGCAUUAGUAGGGAAGGGAAUGAAAUUAUUGGAUGUAGCUCAGUGCCUACUGAUAGCUCACUAAAUACUCGUCACUUUGAAAAUUAUAAUGAGAAGGCUCCUGCAAUGAUGGGAAUAUGGCAAAAUGCUCCUGACGAUGUUGAAAUGAAUAGAUUAUCUGACGAGGAUAUGGUCAUGAAGAAAAAUGUAUCAUCUAUUGAAGUGGAGCUACUUGGUAAGGCAAGGGGGGAUCUUGGUUUCAGUGGCGAUGAGAAAUUUUCAAUUGAACUCUUGGAAGAAGUUUUUAAAGAAGAGCAUGCUGCGUGUGCUGCACAUGCUGCUCUUUACCUUGAGCUUGAAAAUGAGAGAAGUGCUGCUACCACUGCAGAUGAGGCUAUGGCUAUGAUUAUUCGACUGCAGGAGGAGAAGGCAUCUGUAGAAAUGGAAGCUAGGAAAAAUCAGAGAAUUAUAGAAGAAAAGUCUGCUUAUGAUGCUGAAGAAAUAAUCAUUCUAAAAGAAAUACUGAUGAGAACAGAGAGGGAGAAACACUUUUUGGAAAACGAAGUUGAGGCAUAUAGGCAGAUGAUUUUUCCUGAAAAUGAGCAGUUAGCUGGUGAUAGAGGGGAUAAAAUUGACAGUAGAAGACAAGUUUUCCAUUCUUCACUUGAUCUAGAUGAUGACCUUGUUCCCAUAUUACACCAGCGUAUCUCUACUGACAAGAAUGUAAUGUUAGAGAAUAGAUGUCCGGAUGAGGUUGAAUCUAUUGAGGAUCAAAACUUGUGCACUUGA
Messenger RNA from Fraxinus pennsylvanica, 1317 nucleotides. Lineage: Eukaryota; Viridiplantae; Streptophyta; Magnoliopsida; Lamiales; Oleaceae. The record is from the annotation of a GenBank genome assembly.